Molecule: messenger RNA, 1969 nt
Organism: Apis cerana (Asiatic honeybee)
Lineage: Eukaryota; Metazoa; Arthropoda; Insecta; Hymenoptera; Apidae
Gene: eIF2Balpha
Product: eukaryotic translation initiation factor 2B subunit alpha
Biological process (GO): translational initiation
Cellular component (GO): eukaryotic translation initiation factor 2B complex
Molecular function (GO): translation initiation factor activity; guanyl-nucleotide exchange factor activity
Source: RefSeq, a predicted model, not a curated record
ACGAUUUUCCAUAAAAUGCCUAGUCAAAAAGAUGUGACAGAAAUAAGACAAACACCAAACUUCGUUUCGAUUAACAAUAAGGAAUUUACUAAUGAAAAAGAGGAUUUGAAUAAACUAGAUGACAUUAAUCUUUCUCCUAUCAUUGGUGAUACUAAAGUUAUUGAACUUUGGAGCAACUCAACAAACCGCGCAGCAGAUAAAUUACAAAUUGCGACAAACAACGUUUCUGUGGUUGACUGUGAUCAUAUGCAUGGGUUAUUAUUCUAUUUAUAAAAAAUCAAAUUUCGUCAAAUUUAUUGAAUUUAGAAAAUAGUUUGCAACAUAUACUUGUUUGCUUAAAAAAUAAAAUAUAGAUUAGCAAGUCAGCGACAAAAUGAAAAAAAACUAUCCUUUGAAGCUUGGAAAAAUAAGAAAACUAUCACAUAUAAACGAAUACUUAAAAAAAUAGAAACUGAAAAACAGCAAAAAUUACUUGAAAACUUAACAAAUACAAAAUGGAAAAAAAUUGCUCAACAGGCGCAAAUACGUAAAGAAAAUAAAAAUCGGCGAAAACAAAAGUUACUUUCUAAAAAAUAUUUUGAAAUGAAUAAUUGUAACGGAAAAUCUAAUUGUAAUAAAAUGAAUGAAAAACAAAUUAUUGAAGAAUUUAUUUCAAAUUCAUUUGGAGAAGAAAAAAAUAUGAAAUUACAUAAAGAAAAGAAAAAUGAACCGAAUAUUGUGCGAGGAUCAAGUAACAAUCCUAAUAACGAUAGAAAAAAUAGAGUGUCUUCAAUGAUUAAUUCUAUUGAAACUAUUGUAUUUUGUUCUUGGUUAAAUCAAUUGAAUUGCGCACUUCAUAACAAAUAUUUACGUGAACGUCGACAUCUUGUACGAUCGUUUUAUUGUCAACCUUUCUAUUAUGGAGAUGAAAAGUUUUAUAUCAGAUAAGUACUUACAAUUCAUACGACAACAUUAUGGAGAAGGAAGAAAUCUGUCAAUACUUUAAUGAUAUUAUCAAAGAUGAAAAAGAUGUUUCUGCUGGAAUGGCUGCUAUACGUACACUAUUAAAAGUUUUAGAGUAUUCAAAGUCUGAAACGGUUCAAGAGCUCAGGUAUUGUUUACAGAAUGCAAUAGAUGCAAUGAGAUCUACUGAAAAUCCUGUAACUGCCAUUGCAUCUGGAAGUGAAUUAUUUCUUCGUUUUAUAACUUUGGCUACAUUAGAUACUCCUUCAUUUGCAGAAUGUAAGGGUAUUAUGCUCCAUAGAGGCAAAAUGUUUUAUGAGAAAUUAGUAGCUGCCAGAGGAAAAGUAGCAAAAGUUGCAGCACAUUUCAUUAAGGAUGGCUCUAAAAUACUUACUCAUUCAAAAUCUAGAGUUGUAUUGCAAGCAAUGAAAGAAGCUGUUGAAAGUAAUAAAAUAUUUGAAGUAUAUGUAACAUGUUCUUCUCCAGAUAAUAGUGGGGAAGAAAUGUAUGAAAACUUAACAAAAUUAGGUUUAUCUUGUACAUUGAUAUUAGAUUCUGCAAUGGGAUAUGUUAUGGAACAAGUUGAUAUGGUCAUGGUAGGAGCAGAAGGAGUUGCAGAAAGUGGAGGUGUUAUUAAUAAGGUUGGCACAUAUACAAUGGCAAUGUGUGCUAAAGAGGUGAAGAAACCAUUUUAUGUCUUAACAGAGAGUUUCAAAUUUUCAAGAAUAUAUCCCUUAAAUCAAGUAGAUCUUCCAAAUGAGUUUAAAUAUACAGCAAGUACAUUAAAAAAAGAUUUGCAAAAAGAACAUCCAUUAGUUGAUUAUACGCCACCACAUUAUAUUAGUCUUCUCUUUACUGAUUUAGGUAUAUUAACACCUUCAGCUGUAAGUGAUGAACUUAUUAAAUUGUACUUGUAAUAUGUAUGUGCAUAUACCAAAAUACAUAUACAAAUAAUUUUAAUACGAAUAUAGGUAAAAAUAAAAUUAUUUAUACAAUGACAAUAAUAAAUAUUUAACUUUACAAAAGA